Messenger RNA from Entrophospora candida, 1041 nucleotides. Lineage: Eukaryota; Fungi; Glomeromycota; Glomeromycetes; Entrophosporales; Entrophosporaceae. The record is from the annotation of a GenBank genome assembly.
AUGGAUUUGCAUUCAAUUGUUUACGUGGAGACAACAAAUUCUAAUCUUAUAUGUUGUAUCUGUAGAACACCUUUCGUAGAGCCUGUUGUUUUAGAGUCUUGCGGUCAUACAUUUUGCAAGUUGUGCAUUAAUCAAUCCAUAACUUCAACAAAAUCAAUAUGUCCAAUUGAUCGUUCUCCUUUAUCUGAUACAAAAAACCAACUUAAACCCGCUUCAAAAUUAAUAGUUAAUAUGGUAAACGAAUUGUUGGUUUAUUGUCCAAAUAGAGAACUAGGUUGUUCUCAUGUUGGAGAACGUCAACUCAUACAUUCUCAUAUAAAAGAUGAUUGUAUGUAUCUGGAAAUUCAAUGUUGUUUAGAAGAAUGUAAAGAAAUUUUUUUGAGAAAAGAUCUAUCAAAACACAUAGAAAAAUGUCUGCCAAAAAUUGUUGAUGAUUGUGAAUUAUGCAAUUUAAAAAAAAAAUCAUUUUCAUCCAAGGACCUUCAGGUAUCUUCUGAAAAUUUUAUUUGUCAAGAUUGUCACUCAGCCUUUUCUCAAUCUCAAUUUUCACAACAUAUUAAACAAUGUCCAGUAAAGGUUGUUUCAUGUUUACAUUCUCAAUUUGGUUGUAAAUGGUCAGAUCACUCUACUCUAUUAUCAACUCAUGAAUUGUUAUUAUCUGAUAAUGAUAGAAUUAACAAUGAGAUUCAAUUAUUAAAUGAAAACUUGAUAGACUUAGAGUUUAAACAAAAUGAUGCUUUAAUGAAAGAAACUCUAAAAAUUCAACAAGAGGUUACUUCUCUCAAAAGUACAUGCAAUUCAUUGAAAAUGCAAAUUAAUUAUUUAUUGAUGGAAAGAAGAACUACAGGAACUGGCGUCAGUGCUGGCGAAAACCCUUCAAAAUUAUCACAAUCAAUUCAUAAUGCCAACAACAGCUCUUCAUCAGUUCAAAUGUCACAAGAAAAUGGAUCUUAUAUUAAAUCAAAUCAUAGCAAUAUGAAACAGCUUUCUCGUAAAAUAGGCUCACUAUAUACUGAAUUCCCUAGGCACGAAAAACUUUGA